AUGAUGUACGAUCAAUUCCUCAUUGUUGAUUGCCCAACGACAUACAAUAUCAUAAUAGGCCGAAUGGCACUCACCGAGGUCAAGGCGCACCUAUCCCUCCAUAUGUUGGUCAUGAAAUUUCCAACUUGCCAUGGCACAAGUGUAAUCAAAGGAGACCAGCUCAGUGCAUGGACCUGCUAUGCAACAGUGCUUAAAUUGGAAGCUCUCAAACCUCCUAGGGAGACCCUCGUUGUUCACGGAACACAGAAUAGUAGGGAGCCUAUAGACGACCCUAGAAACGAAACACCGAUGCCGCAAGCGCAACCCGCUGAAGACUUGGAAACAGUCAUCUUGAACGAAGAUCAACCAAACCGAUGCGUGAAAAUCGGUUCCGCACUCACUAUGGAGUUCAUUCAAUCUCUACAUCACCACUCUGAGGUAUUUGCUUGGUCAUACAACGAUCGGAACUAUACCGAUCUAAACAAAGCUUGUCCGAAGGGUAGCUUUCCAUUACCACGAAUUGACCAGCUAGUGGAUGCCACUGCUGGUCAUGAGUUGCUUAGCUUUAUAGAUGCAUACUCAAGAUACAAUCAGAUUUUUAUGCACCAUGUCGAUAGCGAACACACGAGAUUCAUCACAGACAGGGGACUAUACUGUUAUAAUGUCAUGCUGUUCGGUUUGAAGAAUGCAGGAGCAACAUACCAAAGGUUGGUCAACCAAAUCUUUGCCAAGGACAUCGACAGCACCAUGGAGGUCUAUGUCGAUGAUAUGUUGGUAAAAAGCAAAACAGUAGAUGAACACCUUCACAACUUAUCCCUCAUGUUCGAUAUCCUUAAGGAAUACCGGAUAAGACUUAACCCCACUAAGUGCUCAUUCGGUGUAUCUUUUGGGAAGUUUAUUGGUUUCAUGGUUAGCCAGAGAGGAAUCGAAGAGAACCCCAAAAAAAUUAAAGCUUUAAUUAAUAUGGAAAGGUCGAAGAAAUAG
Prunus armeniaca (apricot) is the source of this 963-nucleotide messenger RNA. Lineage: Eukaryota; Viridiplantae; Streptophyta; Magnoliopsida; Rosales; Rosaceae. The record is from the annotation of a GenBank genome assembly.